Molecule: messenger RNA, 1075 nt
Organism: Spea bombifrons (plains spadefoot toad)
Lineage: Eukaryota; Metazoa; Chordata; Amphibia; Anura; Pelobatidae
Gene: CD247
Product: CD247 molecule
Exons: 8
Coding region: 350-841 (163 amino acids)
Biological process (GO): cell surface receptor signaling pathway
Cellular component (GO): membrane
Molecular function (GO): transmembrane signaling receptor activity
Source: RefSeq, a predicted model, not a curated record
GAUGCCGUAGGUUUAUUUCCAAAGAGAGUAAGAAAUACUUUUGUCGGCGAAAUUAAUAUAUUCACUAAGUUAGGCUUUCACGUUCAAUGCAUUCCUUAUCAACGUCAAACACAGCUUCCAAACACAGAGGAAAAAGGAAGAGAGAUACUGAAGUGGCAGCGGUGAGAGAAUCCAACUGUGGUCUGUUUGUGUGUCGGUUGCUGAACAACGCAACACGAAAAGAGAUGUUCGAGAUGUUCCGUUUCCGGGGCUGCUGCCGUAGCAGAGCCGUGUGGGUGAGGCAGUCGCGCAAGCUUCUCAGGCAGGUGGAUGCCAGUGCUGGUCCUUUGUGUUUAAUUUCGCAGUCACCAUGAGGUCCAAGUGGAUCCCUUUAUCGGCAUUACUGCUGACAAAAGUCCCGGCAGCAGAUGCCCAAGUGACCGGACUGCUGGAUCCUCGGCUCUGCUACAUACUAGACGGGUUCCUAUUCUUAUACGCAAUCAUCGUCACGGCGAUGUUCUUUAAAGAGAAGCUGACGAAGCAAGUCCCAGAGACAAUACAGCAGGACAGCACCUAUUCUGGCAUCGACUACCUGAAAAAAGACCAACCCUACGACCAUCUGAAUAAGAGACGGGACCCAGAGAAGGGAGAGAGGGGUCAGCUCAACCGCAAAGUGCAGGAGAAUUCUGUCUAUACGGGUCUUCAACGUGAUAAGUUGAGCGAGCCGUACAGCGGUAUUCACAUCAAACCAGAGCAGCAGAGGAGGAAGGGGAAAGGAAACGAUGCCGUGUAUCAGGGACUGAGUUCGGCCACGAGGGACACGUACGACGCUCUGCAGAUGCAGACUCUUCACCCUCGCUAAGAAAACGAGAGCUCGUGAAAGAUACAUUUCGAGAGGGGACUCCACACGGGAACACCUGGAAAGAAAUGGGACGCGCUGUGUGUUCACAUCGUUACAUCGAGGGUUUCUUUUUAUUUCUUUUGUUUAAUAAAUGAUAACGGCUUUGGUUUAAUCAGCGUCUGACGCAAACACUUUGGAAGAUGGACGGUUGUUAACGGCUCUGAUCUCUAUGCAGUGCAAUACAGGUUACAAAAA